Molecule: messenger RNA, 2320 nt
Organism: Cercospora beticola
Lineage: Eukaryota; Fungi; Ascomycota; Dothideomycetes; Mycosphaerellales; Mycosphaerellaceae
Source: RefSeq, a predicted model, not a curated record
AAACGUCAACUGUGCUGCCUUCCAAUUUGACUGACUAAGACAAUACUCCAACUCGACACAAUUCUGUGUACACUCCAAAAUUCUCCCUCAAGACGUAUUCUACUGUCUCGAGUGAGCAAAAUGUCGGAUAGCAUAUUGGACAAGCUCAAUCAGAGCAUUAGUGCCACAGCAAACGAUCCGGCAGUGCCCCUCGAACAGCGAACUUUCGAAGAAGCAGAACUGGUACUGGCAUCGACAUUAUCCGAAAACGAAAAUUUACAGCUCGUUUCAUCACUAUCGUCGCUUCUGCCAACGCUCCAACAAGAUCCCACGCCAGCCGUCAAUCUACUAUUGCGACUGCUCGACAAGUACAGCUAUGGAGACAUCCUUCAGCUUGGCAGUAUCCCCUUCAAGGAAGGUCUGGCAGUCGGGGACCAUAUGGCCUCGUACAAUUUGCUCAUCAUAUCGAUCCUCAAGAAGGCUACUUCGAACGCUGCCGACACAGCAUCGGUCGCGGGCAUGCUCGACACCGUCAUGGCUUUAGUGCAACUCUGGCUAUGCACACGAAUCACUGGAGUGGCGACCGCUGCACAGCAGCUGCUUCUCGAUCUUCUGCGGAUCGACCAAGAGGUCCAAACGGGACCUGAUACGCAUGUUCCCACUGGCGGCCAGGGUCUGAUGUGGAGACGGCUCUUUGGCGAUCAGGAUAUCUACAGAGUGUACUUUGAAGCUUGCUCAUGUCUGACUCCGGGCAAUCACGGAUUUGGGUUGUCCAAAAAUCAUCGCACAGAAGCUGCUGGUCGGCUGAUGGAGUGGCUGUCCGAAGUCGCCAAGAUGGACUGGAGUGUAGUCUCACGCAGUCAUCAUCCAGACAUUGAGCGAGAAUACAAAUCUGAAGGGGGUUUGAUCGGUUUCGCGACAUCACAUAUGGUCGAAAAAGACGACAUUCUUUUGUACCGAAAUCUGAUCGAUUUCUACUCGGCGAUUCUUGCGGCGACCAAGCCGGAGGCAGCAGAACUUGGAAGCAGCAGUACAGACUCUGCCAGUCUACACUACCUGAUCGCUUCAGGUGUGCACGCAAGUACGAUCGCAAUCUACCUACAAACAUCUGGAAGACCCGUUGACCCGCUCGAGAGCACCUUUCUCUACGGACCCGCUGCCAAUUACGUGGCGACAUAUGCGUCACUGUAUUCGGAGCAUUUCCUGGCUAGCCAGCUUGCAGAACAAGUCAAAGCUCGCUUACGGGUCACAUUGGAUCAGUCACCAUCCAGAUGGGCACAUGCAGAGUCUCCAAAGCACGAUCUUCACCUACUUGCUAGUCUUCCGCGCAGUGCCCUGCUCUCGACAGGUAACUGGCAAUCCAGUCCACUUUCGUUGCUACCGUCGAAAGCAACAAAUCCAGACGUGCUCAAUACUCUUGCCACCGUUUUUCGAGGGCCUGACAGAGACAUCACAUUCAAGUUGGGGUCGUCCAGCGGGUCUGCAGCGCCAUCAGCUAGGUCAUUGGAAGAAGCCGCCGAAGCCAGGGCUCUAUAUUUCCAUUACGUGGCCAACAACCCUCGCCUAUGGCAAGAUAUCGCAAUACAUGCCGACACGGUUGCGCUUAAGGAUCUUGCGCUGUCAGCAAUCAACGUCUUAAGUGCGUUAAGUACAGCACAUUGGUCCGUCACACCGGAGAUCUCCAUGCCAGAUAAUAUCGCCACUCCAGAGUCUGGACACCUCGCAUUAGUUGCACAGCCUGCCUUGGAGUAUGCAUGGCCCUAUCUGCUUAGACCAUCCCGCAGCUUUGCAAACCUCGUGGGCGGAAGAGGAGACGCAGAAAGCUCUGCCUAUCAAGUUGCUGAAGCGAAACACGACGCACUGCGCAGCCUUGAGCUCCGCUUCAAGAUGCAGGUGGAGCAGACGCCUGGUGAAGGCUACGAGGACAUACUGGCGCAGCUAUCUAAGCGUGUCGCUGACGGUCCUUUGGACCGCGAAGGAGAGAUCGGAGGCCGCAUCGGCACGCUUGAAUUGUAGCAUCAUUUGCUCCGCCAGACUAGACUUGAGGGUCGUUUUGGUGGACCUGAAAAGUGGGCUCGAUUGGUCCUCGAGAAGUCGGUCAACACUGUGAUUCGCUUGCAGGAGCCCCUACCCAGAGUGCGCUUCUCACUGUUCGUUGAAGUCGGGCGCAGGACAAUAGUUGACCUUGAACACAGAGAGAACAGCUCAGAUGAGGUGUACUUCAAUUAUGGUCCCGACUGAAGAGUUGCAAAGCGAUUGAGUAGGACUCCAAAAGCAUCAUUAUUGGGGGGCACAGCACAAUUGCAUGCAUUAAUGAUUGUACAUUGAUUUCAUUCCGUCU